AUGGAAGAAAAAAUCAUUGAAUACAUUGCUAGAAAAGAAAUAAAAGAGACUGGACUAUUUCUUGAUACUGUUGACUUAAAAGAAAUAAAAAAUUUGAUUAUCAAUCUAUUGAAAGAUGAUUCAAAAUUUUAUAAUGAGAAUAGUACAGGAUGUUUUGCAAUAAUUUGUACACUUUUUAAAGCCUCAGUAACAGAUGAUUUAAAUGGAGAGAAAAAAGCUCUUGAGGAUAGAGAAUUGAGAAACGGAAGACGUUGCACAAUUAUACAAGAAAUUCUUAGAUGGUUAUGCGAAAAAGGAAAUGAUACUACCUCACAUUUUGAUAAAAUAGUUUCAGAUUUAGUGGGGAUAUGUAUUAACGAGAUCUCUAUUGGUACUACUGAUUCUCCUGUAAUGAUUGAAAUGUUUGUAGAUAUCUCUACAAGUAUUAUACAGGCUAUCAAACGCGGAAUUCCCUUGCAUGGAAAAUUAUUUUCAUUUUUACCGAUAAUGUUAUCUGCUUUUGAUUCUUGCAAUGAAGUAGUAUCUGGCAAAAAUUCAACUGGCUACUCUAUGACAGGUCAAGAUUAUAAAGAUGAUAUUUUAAAUAAAUUAUGCAACACAAAAUGGCAUACAAGUAAUGUGUUAAGUUUAGCUGGAGAAUUUCGUGAUAUUCCAAUGUCUAAUGAACAGUUGCGUUUUGUCGCAGAAAAAAUUAUGAGUCAUUUUGAUGUAAUUGAUAUUAAUGAAGUUCCCCCACUUGUUUAUCAGAUUCUCUUGCUCUCUAGAAAGGGACAUAAGCGUUUGAUCUUGCAAGGAAUUGCAGAUUUUUUUAAUAGAUUGGAUGAUGAAAUACUUGAUGAAAAAAGAGAAAACGACUCCGUCGCCUCGUUAUCGUUUUCGCAAUUGAGUCAUAUGGAAGGCACAGCAAUUAUUCAUAUAUGUUUCGCAAUUACCCAAGAUCAGGAAUUAGGAAGUGAAUUUAUCAAAUAUAUGAAGUCGGAUAAGACUUCUUUUUUGAAACCGUUUAGUAUCGCUUGUUUAUUGUCAAUCGCAAGGAUACAUCGAUUCGAAGAUCAGGCUCUCGAUUUACUCAAGACAUCAAUAUUGGUUACUUUUAAGGAUAAGGAAAAGAUGGGAAAAGCAAAAUGGAUAUCUAGUGGCAAUUUUUCAAAAAUAAUUUCUUCGGUAUCAUUAUUUGAGCUUUUCCAAAAUAUAAUGCAAAAGACUUCCUUUGGAUGGGAUCAAGUCACUCAAAGUUUAGUACAAUUAGGAAUAAUUUUGAUUGAUUUAGCCGUUCCUUCUGCACAAUUUGGAAAGGUUUCUGAUACAAAUAGGACAAAAAAAGGAACUAUCGCACCUAAUGAAAUGACUAAGCUAGGAACAACAAUAUUAUUAGAGAUGUUCAAGAUCCAUGAUAUGGUCCGCGCAGAAAUAUUAGAUCAGCUUCAGUCUCGAGUUAUUUCAAAAUCAUUAAGUGUUGAAUACUUUCUGAAUUUGUUGGAAUUAAUUGUAAAAGAAACCCCACAUUAUCUUUAUAAUUAUAUAUCCAGAAUUAAAGGAACACUCGAUUAUUUAUCAUUUUUAUCUAUUACAACGGCUGAUAGUCUAUUGAAGGCAUUACAACCAUUAUUUUAUGAGAAUCAUUCUCUACGUGAUGGGCUAAUGGUGAUACUGCGAAAGGGUUUAUUCACAAAGGAAUUGGAAGGGCGCCAGAUCGCAUUGUCCGGAUAUUUGAGACUGUUAAAAAUGCCAGCGGCAAAUAAUCGAAGAUUAUGUGUAAUACCUCAAAUGCGAAUGAGUAAUUCUAAUGAUUUAUUUGAUAAUCAAAAUUCUCUCUCAUUUGAAAUUUUAGGUAAUCUACGCAAGUGUUUCAGUCAACAGCCACAACUUAGACUAUCUUUAUAUGAAGGUUUACUAGAAUUGAUGGAUGUUCAUCAACAUCUCAACCCAAUAAUUUUUGACAUUCUCUAUCCACAUUUCCAACAAUUUUUUGAACAGGGGUCAUCUCUAUAUGCGACAGUUCACAUUGAAAGUUGUAUAGAAACUUUAAAUGGUGAACCACAUAUUGUUGAACCUUUACCUUAUUUAUUGAUUUGCUUAAGCAAAUCAUUUACAGCUUUUAAGAUGAUUAAUGAUGGUAAUGAAGGUUGGGCAUUUAAGUUACGUAAUUACUCAAAGUCUCGACAAACUCAAUUAAAAUACACGUUUAUCAAUUUAGAAGAUUCUCAAUUCAAUAAAAUUCAGCUUGAAGAAUGUAAAAUGAACUUUCAAACUUUAGUUGACCAGCUAAUACAUUCAGACAUGUCUGAAUUCUUGAUUCACCCAAACGCCGAUUUCAAAAUGAAUUCUAAUGAGGGUUGUCGUAAUAAUAUGUGCGCAUCUAUUCUACUUGGAAUGUAUGAGGCAGCAAUCGAACACUCAUUCUUGGCUUCUGAACCCACUAUAGAAUUAUCAGAGAUUAUUUUAAGGUUAUUUAAAAGAUAUACUGCACUUUUUGAAGUUCUAAAAGAAAAGUCGGUUAAUGCUCGAGGUCGUAAGAUAGUAACAUCCAUAACAGAAAAUUCGAUUUUAAGUUUCAAAUGUAUUACUGAACUUUGUAAGUUCACUUUCCAAGAUAUUAAUGAUCCAGAACUUUAUGUUGUAAAUACCGCUUUGAGAGCCGAUGCAGGAUUUGUAAAAUAUAUUACUGCAGUAGCAUAUAAUAAAAUAUCACAGAUUACAUCAAAUUUUAAUCCUGAAGAUGACGAAACACUUGGCUAUUGUACAUCAUUAACUCAAGUGUUCAUGAAUGAAUUUAUUAAAAAUAAUAAAGCAAGUAUCGCUACUCGUCAAGAAGAUGGUAAUAAGAAGGACAAGUCCAUUUUUGAAAUUGCAAUCGAAAGUUUUGCGCUUUUGGUUCAAGCAGUUUCGUCUUAUUGGCCAGACAAGCUAAUUGAUUUCUUAGCUCUUUCUUACCCAUCUGAAUUGACGGAUGAAUUAAUCCCUAAAGAUUUAAAUGGAUGGUUAAACUUAUACAUUCGAGAAUUUGAGCACUUAAUUAUCGCAUCUCUUAAUGAAAGGAUUCCUCAUAUAAAGGAAGCAUUAGUAUUAUUUCAAACCAUAAGUUUAUUAGCAUCUCAUUUUACUCGCCCAAUCGAUAAUUCUAAUCCACAUGAAUAUUCAGAACAAUUGGUCACUUGGCUUAAAUCAUUAUGUAAAGAACGUGUCAUUGAAGAUACUAUCCUCGCCAAAAAUAUAAUAACCCUAUUAAUAAAAUUAGAGAAAGAUAUGUCGGAUUUUGGAACAAUCGCAGAAAUCGCGCAUGAUAUAUUGGUUGUAUUAGGUGAUAUCAAUGGCGCUACAGACGGAAUUGAAAUGAAUCCUAAGUUCGUUAUCGUCAAUCCAAGAACCAGUGGUAUAAUAUGUAGCGUCUUGAUCGGAUUUAUAGAAAGUAUGUACGAAGAAAUAGAAUGGUUUUUGAAUAGGAUGAAGUUAAUGUGUAGUACAAAAGAUACGGAUCUUAAUAAUGAAAUGCUUGAUGUUGAACAAUCGAUAUGCGUAAGAUUAAUGACAUUAAUAAAUGCCACAAUAUAUUUGGAGCAAACGUCACUUCAAGACUCUUCUUCUGAACAAUUGAUUAAAUGUCUUCAAAAGACUUAUAAAGUCAUGAUAGCAUUGAUUAAAUACAAAAUUGCUGAGGGAGGCGAGAUUCUUAAGCAUUUCAUAGAUGUAAUCGAAUUAACCGGCUUACAGUUGACUGAGAAUUUGUACAAUUUGCUAUUAGCAUUUGGUUCAAAACCAGAAACCAAUAGGUUAAUUGUUGGUAAAAAGCGUAAGCUUAAAAGUAAUCUUACUAUUCAAAAGGCGCGAAUUGCCAGAGAAUCCAAGAUAAUUCCUCAUUUGAUUUUUCUAUUAGAGCAAUAUGAACGUUUUCUAAUUCAGUUAACAAAAAAGUCUAAGAUCGAUCUGACACAAUUUAUUAAACGGGCUACAAAUCGAGAUUUUAAAAUUAAAACGGAUCUAAUGGACGAAUUAGAUGUUGAUAAUGAUAAAAAUUCAAAGCCGAAUAAGCCUACAAGACGAGAAGUUGAUAAUGAUGAUGCUUUGGAAAGUCAUCAAACUAAACGUCAUCGAUCUUAA
Funneliformis geosporum is the source of this 4098-nucleotide messenger RNA. Lineage: Eukaryota; Fungi; Glomeromycota; Glomeromycetes; Glomerales; Glomeraceae. The record is from the annotation of a GenBank genome assembly.